Daldinia caldariorum is the source of this 1414-nucleotide messenger RNA. RefSeq lists its product as uncharacterized. The record is from RefSeq and is a predicted model, not a curated record. NCBI's taxonomy places the organism in Eukaryota, Fungi, Ascomycota, Sordariomycetes, Xylariales, Hypoxylaceae. Gene Ontology annotation, biological process: maturation of SSU-rRNA from tricistronic rRNA transcript (SSU-rRNA, 5.8S rRNA, LSU-rRNA). Bases 210 to 1040 code for a protein of 276 amino acids. Gene Ontology annotation, cellular component: preribosome, small subunit precursor; nucleolus. The transcript is spliced from 2 exons.
CUUGUAUAACUAUAUUGUGCAUGUACUAAAGUAUUUUUAGGUAUGUCAGUACCUAGGUACGUACAUAAUCUUAUCUUAAAUCUGAACGAUAAACUUUAUUAGAAAGUUUAUUUUUCGUCGAAUCUAUUCCUCAACAGCAACGCUCUCCGGAUUUGAUUCCAAAUUAACCCACCUAUCCCUGUUCGAAACUCGAUAACUGCGCGCACAAGAUGAGCUCCAAGAGGAAGUUUUCGGAGUUUACAGCUGACUCUUCUGAACAAGACGGCUCCAACGAGCGCGUUCCAGGGACUCAUGCGCCAAACAAGUUCAACAAUAAGAAGCCGAAAAAGAACAAGGCAAAACCAGAUAACAUAAGUUGGCUCAAGAAGCGAGCGCGAACGAUCGAGAGACGUUUGAAGAUGGGAAAAAGUAUGCCAGCAAAUGUCGAGAUUGAAUUGGAGAGGGAGCUAGCCCAUCACCAACAAAAGAUUGCCGAAACCGUGGAUGAGAAAAAGAGGAAGACUAUGAUAAAGAAGUACCAUAUGGUUCGCUUUUUUGAAAGGAAGAAGGCGGAUCGACUAGCGAAGCAAAUAAAAUCUCAACUGAACACGGCCGAAGACCCCGAAGAGAUCGAGAAGCUCAAGGCGGACCUUCAUAAGGCCGAAAUAGACGGUAUAUAUGCCCGGUAUUUUCCUUACAGAGAACGUUACAUCAGUCUGUAUCCAGUUGGGGAGAAGGCAGAGGAUGGAAGCACAGCAGCAAAGGCUUUACGUGCCGAACGGCCACCGCUAUGGAAGGUUAUAGAAGAGGCAUCGGAAAAGGGAACAUCAGCAUUGGUUGCAAUCAGAGAACGCAAACUAGAGAAGGAUUCGAAGGGCGAAACAACCAAAGAAUCUUCGAAGGGCUCUCUUACGACGAAAGCUAACCAAUCCAAGGCAAAGAACUUGGAUGCGUCCGAUCGUACGAGCGCUCGAAAAAACAAAGGCCAAACCAAGAGAGAUAAAACUUCUGAUUCUCCUGAUUUAAGCGACAAUGAGAGCGAAGGUGGAUUCUUCGAAUAAGGAUGGGAGGAUUAGCAAAAUAGAUUAUGAUACCCAAAUACGAGGUGGCGGUUCAAUAUAGGUUGUUAUAAAAGACGUAUUAUUAGAGGCUCAUCGGAUCGAUACCAUGAGUCCACCUGAUGUGAUAUGGUGUUUAGAAUUAUUCCAUCCAUUAUGGUAUUAUUUUCCUAACACAAUACAAUUAAAUAUUAGCAUUGAGAUUGCUGCUUAUAGGACUUAUUAAAAUAAUAAUAGAAAUCGUUUCGACUUGAAUAAAGUUGAGAGUCUCUUUUUACGGCUUAAAAAUAACUAACUAGCUGAUAAGAUAAGACCAAGCUUAAAUCUAACUUAUUAGUAAGUGACCAUUUGCAUGUGCUUGCGUUUCCCAAACCUAC